UUUGAUCAAUGAAUUGCGAUCAUUUGUGUACUUUGGAAUUGUUGAAGUGGAAAACAACUUUACUGGACGGAAAAUAAAGUAUUCGCUACUUUACAAUUGUCCAACGGUGCAGUGAAACGACCUAACUCAGAAAAAGGGUGAAACCAUUUUGGCGGUGUCAAAAUGCCAGCCGAAUAUUACGAUGAAGAUGGGUUUCGGUUGACGUUUGAUAAUGAAACGGCGGACGAGGAGAAGCAGUUUUACAUGCGCGUUUUCCCGAACGUAAGCAAGAUCGCUGAUCGCAAAGUUCACUGCACUACAUGCGAUACGCACAUCGGUACGGCUCCGGUAACGGAAGCGAUCAUUCGGAUGCAUCCGGUGUUGCGGUUAACGCACUGCCGAAGUUGUCAUGCAUUUUACAACAGUGGCGAAUUCGACAAGGGUGAAGAUGGCAGCGAGCUUUAUUGCCGCUGGUGUGGCCAAGGCGGUGAAGUUUACUGCUGUUCUCGGUGUCCGUACGUUUUCUGCAAGAAAUGCAUCACGCGAAAUCUUUCGAAGGAGUGUGUGCGGGACAUUGUGGAGAACGAAAACUGGCACUGCUUCAGCUGUGCUCCCAACAUUUUGUGGCUACUACGUGCACAACACUGGGCGCUGGAGAACUACAUCGAAAAACAAAAAAAGGAAAUAAAAAACCAGCAACUAUCUGGCAGCACUAUUAGCGCACUGAUGAAACAGGAUCGUACGUACUGCUGUCAGAGCAAAGGUGUAGCCCGUUUGAAAGGAAGCAGCCCAGCUGUAGCUUCUGUUUCCAAGAAAGCACCCAAACGCACGUACAGCGAAUCGGGAACGAAAAGGAAAUCUUCCCAAGAUAACACAGCAUCAUUUUCGAAAAGCUCAACCAACUUAGGGUCUCAAUUAACGCACUCUAUUCUGGGGGAUUUAGGCAUGGAUAAUACACCGGUUGCGUCAUCGUCAACUGCCAUUGCGUCAAGUUCUUCAUUUGCAAUGAAACCAACUUCAUCAGGAAAGGCAUCUGCAUGCAUCGGGCAAAAGAAACAACCAAAAGCGGUUACGUUUGACAACAAAUCACCUUCAACGUCCUCACCACCGGUAAAGAAACAGCGCGUGGGAAAUAACGAAGUAGUCUGCACACCGGACAUAUUGAGCAUGUUAACUGAUGAAAAUCCUGUGGGUGAAAAAACCGCGUCCAGGCCGCAAAUUGUUUCCGUCGGCACUAAAGCACCGAUUCCUAUUGCUCCCAAACCCGUUGGGUUCGGCAACCCCCCCGCUUCUGCUAUGGUACCGCUGUCGAUAGGAAAUGUUACGUCUGGUGUUAGUACGAAGACGAAUAUUCCGAAGCAAAAAGUUAUCCUGCACCAGUCUAUGCCUCGUAAUUUGGCGGUUAGCGUACCGGCAAAGCGGGUCGGUCUGACGUCCACGAGCGGACAGGCGGAUUCCGCUUCGAAACAAGAGCCAGUAACGCAUACCGUACGUGUACCGUCGUCAACAGGUCAAAAACAGUCUAACACAGGCACACCUUUACUAGCUAUGUUCGAAGGUUUCAAAAUUGAUUUACACACUGCCAGCCAGCAGGGAACGUAUCGAUUACCGAACGGUAAGGUAAUAUCCGUGCGGAGGCAAUUGUUGGAUAAUGCAGCAGCAACGGACGCGCCUGCCAAGCAGUUGCAAUCGGGUGUUGCGAACGCUUUAUUACCGAUGCCGUCUGGUGGUCUUGUCCCAAUUCCAACAGCUCGUUUGCUACUAAAUAAUAAUACACAGGUGCAGCAGGUAGCUGGUCCGGCGAUCAUUCGUAACGGUCAGGAUCAACAGUUGAGGCGCAUGCAACAACAGCAAUUGCAAAAGCAGCAACAUUUGCUGCAGCAACAGCAGCGCUAUCAGCAGCAGCAACAGCAUUUGCAACAACAACAACAGCAAUUGCAGCAACAAAUAAACAUGCAGAAUCAAUACCCACAGCAGAUGCAGCGGAUUCAGCAACAGCAGCGAAUGCCACUUGCUCAGAGUGGACCACAAGUAACGCCUACGCGAAUGCAGCAGUCCCUACAUCAGCGUCCACCGUUGCAUACUCUGCCACCGGGACCUGGUGUUGCCAGACAGUCUGCUUAUUCCGUACCCAAUGCAACAGUAGUUCAAGGUACUCCAGAUUCUACUCAGACAGAGUGGGAUAAUUUGCAUCCGUAUUCGAUAGUGCAAGUCCUCAGUGGACUAGUGAAUGGACCACACGAGAACACUCAGCUCGGUAGUUCCCGGAAGGACUUUGAAAAAGCAAUGCUGGCGGGGGCAGAGAUUUGUAAGCACAUUCUGGCCAAGAUCGCCACGCUAGUUAAUUCCAAAUCGUACAGCAAUGUGCGCAAUCUCCAUGAUCUGAAGGAAUUGUUUAUUCAUCUGUCUUACCUCGUGACAUACGGUAUUGGACGCUUCAAGACACUUCAUGACCGUUGUGUGAAUGACGUUAAGAAAAUGGGCUUUACACAGGAUUCCGACUUUGUUAUGGUAGGCGAUAGGAUGGUGAAUUGCACUAAAGAAGCAGAUAGCCAAAGCGAGAAUGAAGAAGAUGACGAUUGCAAAAUCAUCGAGCAGCCCCAAACGAUUAUUGAAGUUGAUUCGGACGAUGAAGUACCACCAAGUGAGGAGGGUACGGCGGAACAAGCAAAACAAGCUGUUGCCAUUGAAAUCAAACAGCAGUCUGCCACAGAAGAAUCCAUGUCGCUUACAGUGGGAGAUAUCAAGGUAACUUGGAAUGUGGUCGGCGUUGUCGACAAACCGUCAGAAUCAAAGGAUACUGAUGUCGCAACUUCGAGUGUGCCAAUCACCGAUAAAAAAUCGGAAGGGGGUCAGGGAGCCAGUCAGGUAUCGACAAAGGUUGUUGAAAGUAGCACAUCGACAAAAGAUCAAGUUUGCAUUAAAUCGAGUAAGGAUCAGAAAAAUCCUACUACCGGUGAUACUACCGCUACCGAUGCCGCCACAGAACGUACCAAACUUUCUCGGAAUGAUGCUCAAGAUCCGCAAAGCAAAUCAUCUGCAAACGACAACAGCGAAAUUCAGAAGAUUGCGGAAGAUAAAGAUGAGCAAGUGGAACUAAUCGAAAUAUCCGAUAAAGAAGUAUCGGAACUGUUGGACAUCCAUACGAGCAACGAUGAAGCAACAUUGAAAGAAAGUUCAAGCGAACCGACGGAAACCGUUGAAUUGAUAAUAGAGCUGGAUGAAGAUGUUGCUCUGCUGGAAAAACAAGAUGGUUCAAAAGAAUCCGAGCGAGAAAAUGCCGUCGAUAGAAUCGUUACAGUCAGCAAAUGUGAUGUAGUAAAAACAACCGGCAUAAGGGAUAAUAAAAACGAUGGUACAAGCAAGCAUUCUGAUGUUACGAAUGAAAGUUCUACCGACGAAAAGGAUCGAGUUGAAUCUGCGAACAAAUCUGAAUCCGAUCAAAACGCUCUCAACGCUAAUAAAGAUCCAUUUGCUGCUGUAGAGAAAUCCCAACAAAAAGAUGAGAUAGAUACUAUAACUGGGACAGAUUGUGAACAAGGCACGCUCAAUGAAACUACGCUGCUUGAUGAGUUGGAACGCUCGUCCAAGGGAAGCAGCAGUGAAAUUCUAAAUUUAAUGGAUGCGGCUGAUGAUAGCUACCAUAGCGAUAUAUCCGAUUUAGAAUAUAGCUCUGAAUACGUCAUGCAGGAUACAGAAAAUCAAUUGAGCGCAACACUUGACUACAAUGAGGCAUCAUCGAAAGGAAAAGCAGCUGUGGAAGAUAAUUGUGAAAAUAACACUGCAGUUCCCGUGGAAAGCACCGAAACUGCGUCAGAAGAUCAAGUUCCAAACGAGCAGCAGAAUGAACUAUCUCAUGUUUCCAAAGAGCUGAGUGUGAAUGAACCAAUAGAAGCAAUUGAUCUAUUGGAUAGCAGUGAAGAAAGUGAAACUAGCAAAUCCAACGUCUUGCGUGAUGUUGAUUUAUCAGAAGAAGGUACACCAGAUUCAGAAAUUGUUGAAAAAUCAUCUAGUAGGCCAAAAGAAGGUACAGUAAAUUCAGAAAUCGGUGGAGAGGAAUCGUCUGUCAUAAGGGAUCAGACCGUAGAUCCAACUGAGGAUGUUAAUGAAACACAGGGUAAUAAUUCCACUAACUACGUAUCUGCCGUAGGAGAACCGGAGAAAACGGCCAUAAUGGAGGUUGAACCGGAAGACAAAGUAGAAAAUGAGAUGGAUGAAAAGGAACAGGAUGAAAAGGAAGCAAAGGAAAAAGAUGAGAAGGAAGAAAAGGAAAAAGAUGAGAAGGAAGAAAAGGAAAAAGAUGAAAUGGAAGGAAAGGAAAAGGAUGAGAAGCAAAGAAAAGAAAAAGAUGAGAAGGAGAGAAAUGACAAAGAUCAAAUGGCGAAAAACGAGGAGAAAAAGUUGGAGACAGAUGAGAACAAAGAAGCGGAGAAAGAUCAGAUGAAAAUCAUAGAUGAGCUUGAUUCCAACGAUUUCACAGACAAGAACAAACAUGCUCCCGAAAGCACUCCGAAAGAUGUUGAUGCCGAAAAUAUGAAAGCGAGCAGUGGUUCUAUUGAGCUACAGAAUCUAAACAAGGAAGCUCUCGAUGAAUGCAGCACCGAUGAAGUUACGCAUGAAAUUGCUGAAAAACCGGAUUCAACUGAUGUGGAUUGUAAGCGAGAUGUUUCCACAAGCGAGUCAAAGAAUGAUGAAGAAGAAAUUUUUCAAGAAAGUUCAAAUGAAAAAACUGAUCAGGAACCAAUGGACGUAGACGCCGAUAUGCAGUCAUCAUCGGUUGAUGUUGCCAUCGUGGAAAAGGAACAUGAACAGCCAAUGGAAAUUGCUGAUGAAGUAACAGAAGAUUCUCAGACAAUAGAACCUUCUAGCUCGGUUGACAAGCAUUCUGAAGAGUUGGAGAUGGAUCAAGAUGUACCAUUGGAUGAAGCAGUAAAAGAUGCAAAACACUUAAAGCCACUUUCAGAGGAAACUUACACGUCGAGCACUUCUAAAGAUUGCUUAACAGUUGACGACAAUGAAACGAAAAACCAGUGUUCUCGUAGUACAGACGAAGAAGACAAAGAGCUGCAACGGUCCACUGAGAAUCUACCGGAAGAAUGUUCAAUUGAGCAGUCAGUGAAAGAUAGAUCAAACGAGGAAAAUGCUGUAAGUCAUACCACUGCAGAAACUGUUGAAAACCAGGGUGAUGAAGAGGUGCUGUGUAGUGUUCAGGAUAAAGUGGAAUCGGGUGAGGAGGAACUAAUGAAGGAAAGGAAAGUGAUGCACUUUACCAAUUCGUCGGACACUGCUGAACAGGCGAACGAUUCGAAAGAGAGUGAAGGAAAGGAGAAAAGUGAAAAUUUGCAUUUUACCAAUCCACCCGAUACUGUAGAGCAAGUGCAAGAUAAGGAGAAGGCGUCUACCGCUAUGGAAGUAGAUUCGACAAAUAGUUAGAACUCGGAGCCACUUCCUCUGUAAUUUUCUAUGUACAACUUUCUCUCGCAAAGAGCAUCAUUUACGACUAUGACCCAAAAAGUUACUUUUGAAGGGUAGUGGGUGUUAUUGCAGUAUCAAUGUACAAUACAACACUUAAGAUUCGCUGCCCCUCAUCAUGAGUGUAGGUUAAGGUAUUAUCUAUCGGAGUAUGUCCCUAAGCUGAGCUUAGUCAUAAGGUUAUUCAAUAUUGUAACGAAUAACAUUUCUCACAUGUGCGAUACAUCAAUACAAUAAAUCUAAUUACGAAUCAUGAACUCUUCCCGCAUAAUGGUAGUAGAUAAUGAGUAUGGAACUUUGGUAUUAUGUUAGCGAAUGAUAGCGGUGGAGAAAGCAAACGAAUGUUCCGUACCUUGUUAUCUAGAAAUAAGCCAUUUCGGAAUAUUACACUGACAGGUCAUUGGCUGCUACGAGUAUAGUCCUAGGUAUGUUGGUAGGCCGUG
Molecule: messenger RNA, 5894 nt
Organism: Anopheles moucheti
Lineage: Eukaryota; Metazoa; Arthropoda; Insecta; Diptera; Culicidae
Gene: ADD1
Product: myb-like protein X
Exons: 4
Coding region: 163-5412 (1749 amino acids)
Source: RefSeq, a predicted model, not a curated record